CGCUGUGAGCAACUGGCACGGGGAGCAAAUGUGUUGGAGUGAGGAAAUUGUUCCAACGUUCCAAGUCUGCGACUAUGGAGUUCCGGCGUAGUAGCGAAUAUGAGGAGACAACACCACCCCAUUAUGGGGACUGUGUCUCGCGUGUACUCGGUCGAGCGUCAGUGUUGAUGACGGUGCUGAUGGUGACGCUUUUGGUCGUUGCGACUGUGCUCAGUUCCUGCCUAGGUGCGGGUCCGGGGUGGCGUGCUGUGAGCAGCUGGCACAGGGAGGACAGGUGUCGGAGUGCUGGCAUCGGGUGUGAGAACCGCAUCCGCGCUUGGCGGCAUGCGGGUAGUGUCUCCGACGCUCAUAGGACUGGUUCCGCUUCUCUUGAAGAGAGGACAUACAACUCAAGGUCUCUGAAAGUUAGAGAUCCUAUACUGCCAGCGAUCCGCGAUCCUGAGCUGAUAGUGAACAAGACGAAGGUGUUCACUUUGACAGACUCGACACUGAAGCCGGUGUUUCCCGCGUCGAUCAGCAACUCGUUCGAUUUGGUCGGCUGCAAUAACGCCCUCGAAGACCUGGGGCUCGCAUCCAAUGGCUCUGUCUUGUAUUAUGUUCUCGACCAGCGGUGCAACAGUCAGUUGAACGGGUCCGACUCGGAGGAGUUCACGUCGAGUUGGCUGUACUCCGUACGGAAGGCUGAACGGAGGGCAGGGUCAGGGGGAUGGGAAGCCUUCCAGAACGAUUCGCUUAUUACUUACUGGUGGGCGUUUAACGAUAGCGAUGGGAUGAGACCCUCGUCGCCAAUCAUCUUCAACGAGAACUCGACAAUGGAGACGAUGAUGGGGCUGAUUGGCAUGGACUUGUCCGACGAAGGGACGACUUUGGUGCUAACCACUGAAACAUAUGAGGCCUUGGGCA
Molecule: messenger RNA, 903 nt
Organism: Chara braunii
Lineage: Eukaryota; Viridiplantae; Streptophyta; Charophyceae; Charales; Characeae
Source: the annotation of a GenBank genome assembly